UUUUUUUUUUUUUUUUUUAAGAAAUAUAUCGCAGUUAAAUUAGUUUAGACAGCAUGACAUCAGAGAGUAAUUAAAUAGGUUUGUUGGAAUUCCGUUUCCAAUUCCUGAGUUCAGGUUUGUAAAAGAUUUCUGAGCACCUGCAGGUCUCUCUGUGUGUGAAAUAUUUUCACUGGAAAGGAUUCAAAACGUUAAAAAAACCUUUUAACACAGAGGCAGCAUUACGCCAUUCUUCCUUCUUGGAAAAAAAACCCCUCCGAUUUAAACAGGACUCCUUCAAGUUUUCAGUCAGUUUUACAGAAGAAAACGAGGUGGUAAACUUUCUCUUUUCAAGAGCGAGUCCUUUACAGCCGCUAAGUGAAGUCAGGGGAGAGCGCGACUGAGUUCGGAGCAUUUCCACUAUGGGACUGGAUACGAGCACUGAACAACCAGAUUCGAAAUGUUUUAAUCGAAAACCGUUUUUGCUGACUUUGGUUUUUAAUUUCUUUCAUGUUUUCUUCUGCCAAACUGGAGGAACCUUCCCUGAUUUUUUCUUUAGUGGCAUUCAGAGGAAGACCAGAGGAUGAAAAUCCUGCAUUUUCUCACUUUACUGCUUUGGCAUUUGACUUGGCUGUCUCUGGAUCGUGUUCCUGGAGCACUGAGUAAUUCCGAAGCAGGCCAGAGUAAUCCAGGGUCUAAAACAGAUCUGUUAAAAGCAGAAGGAAAAGAGAGGACUGCCUCAGCACGGGCGGGCGCGCCGCGGGCUGCGAACCAUGGAUUUAGCACCGGGACCUCGAAGGCGAGGGCUAAAAGCAACGCUGCUCAGGCUGGAGCUCUGCUGGCCAAGAACGAUGAAUCACAGAGGGUUCUUUCAAGAACAGCAGUCACAGAGGCAAAGGUAGGACAUCUCCCGAGCAGACCUUCUGCAGUAAGGACGGUGACUCCAAAGGUCCCAAAUCUUGGCAGCAAGGCGGCUCUGAAGAAAACUGGCACGGGCGGCACUGAUGCCAGCUCCUUCAAAACGAAGAAGACUAAAGAGCCUGUGACCCAAAGGGAAGCUAAGGAAACCUUCAGACAGCCCCCUAUAACGCCACAUGAAUACAUGCUCUCUUUGUACAGGACUCUCUCAGAUGCAGAAAGAAAAGGUGUUAAUGGAAGUGUAAAACUGGAGGCUGGACUCGCCAAUACAAUAACCAGCUUUAUAGACAAGGGACAAGAUGAGCGAGCGCCAACCAUAAGAAAACAAAAAUAUAUUUUUGACAUCAGUGCAUUAGAAAAAGAUGGCCUGCUGGGAGCAGAGCUUCGAAUACUGAGGAAAAAGCCUUCUGAUACGUGGAAGUCUCAUUCUUCUGGAAAAACUUCCCAGGUGAAAUUAUUUAGUUGCUCUACCAACAGACAAGCAGCAACACUGCUGGACUCUCGUACCGUCAGUAUCACGGACACACCAAAAUGGGAAGUGUUUGACAUCUGGAAGCUUUUUAGGAACUUUAAAAACUUGGUUAACUUGUGUUUCGAACUGGAAACUUUUGACAGGGGGAGAGCGGUUGAUCUCAGGACUGUGGGAUUUAACAGAACGGGAAGACAGGUCAACGAAAAGGCUCUCUUCUUGGUAUUUGGGAGGACAAAGAAAAGGGACUUAUUUUUCAAUGAAAUCAAAGCUAGAUCCGGCCAGGACGACAAAACCGUGUAUGAGUACUUAUUCAAUCAGAGGCGGAAGAGAAGAGCUCCUCUGGCAACACGGCAAGGGAAGAGGCCCAGUAAGAACCUGAAGGCAAGGUGUAGCAGAAAAGCCCUCCAUGUGAAUUUUAAGGACAUGGGCUGGGAUGACUGGAUAAUAGCACCCCUGGAAUACGAAGCGUAUCACUGCGAAGGUCUGUGUGAGUUCCCCCUCCGAUCCCACCUGGAGCCCACCAAUCACGCUGUUAUCCAAACUUUAAUGAACUCAAUGGACCCCGAAUCAACGCCUCCAACUUGCUGUGUCCCAACCAGGCUGAGUCCUAUCAGCAUUCUCUUCAUUGACUCUGCAAACAAUGUGGUCUACAAGCAGUACGAGGACAUGGUGGUGGAGUCGUGUGGCUGCAGGUAGCAGAACAGUUGCUCAUGUGAAUAUGUUACAAAAGAUAAUAUGACGCACUGAACAUAACCUCUCCUGAAACAAGGUUAACUUAAUUUCUUACCUCUAGGGUAUGUUUACAAGGAUGCAGCACCAAAUCCAGCCGUUCUGUAUGUCUCUCCACCAUCUCUCCACUGUGGGCGUAUUUCAAUUGUAUUUGGACGCUGUCAUACAGCCCAGUAUAAAGCCACAUGUUGGCAGCAAAAGACUGGCUCUAAAUAAAGUCUGUGACAGGGAGGAGUUGACCUCCAUGCCUCUAAAUCACCUGCUUUUACCCUAGAGGCAGUGUGUAAAGAUGGUAUUGGUGAGCUGUGACCUGUCCGACCCUUUGAACAACAUUCUUGAGACUGAAUCUAUGUCUGAGUCCCACGUGCAUUGUCCAUUAAGAACUGUAAGGACAUAGUCCUGAUGUCUGGAAGAGGAGGUUGUGUUCCGGCAUGCUCCCAUCUUGGUGUAAAUAGUUGCACUGUAAUAUGAUUUCUUUCUGAUUAGCUCUCAAAACUAUGCAUAUAUAAAAAGGAGUAAUUAAAUGUAACAUGUUGAUUUAGUUUUAAGUUGUACAUGGAGAUGGGUGAUGCAGGAGGUGUUCCUUUCCAUGUACAUUUUCCUCCAAGCUACAUAUCUUUCUUAAGUAUCCACCUUUCCAUUAUUGUGUAGCAAGAUAUAUUACCCUGUAUAAGGUCCAAGUUGUUCUCAAAUGCUCCUAGUAAAAGUGUUCAGUUAUGGCAUAAGAUGUAAUAAAUUAUUGACACAGUGCUAUAUUGUGUCUAGCUGUCCAACUCCGCAUAAUUAUAAUGCUCUUAAGAAUUUGCUUUAUCGUUUUUGUACAAUAAAUACAAGUGAAAGGG
Gallus gallus (chicken) is the source of this 2937-nucleotide messenger RNA. It is a transcript of the gene GDF5, whose product is annotated as growth differentiation factor 5. Gene Ontology annotation, cellular component: extracellular region. Gene Ontology annotation, biological process: SMAD protein signal transduction; BMP signaling pathway. The record is from RefSeq and is marked validated. The transcript has 2 exons. Lineage: Eukaryota; Metazoa; Chordata; Aves; Galliformes; Phasianidae. The coding region runs from base 560 to 2062 and encodes 500 amino acids. Gene Ontology annotation, molecular function: cytokine activity; growth factor activity.